Molecule: messenger RNA, 270 nt
Organism: Penicillium macrosclerotiorum
Lineage: Eukaryota; Fungi; Ascomycota; Eurotiomycetes; Eurotiales; Aspergillaceae
Product: protein PET117
Exons: 2
Coding region: 1-270 (89 amino acids)
Biological process (GO): mitochondrial respiratory chain complex IV assembly
Cellular component (GO): mitochondrion
Source: RefSeq, a predicted model, not a curated record
AUGUCCCGGGCAUCCAAGCUGACCCUGGCCGCCACCGGCCUGGGCACCGCGGGCAUUGUCUAUUUUGUGCACUGGGCUCAAGAACAAGACAGAGCGGCCAUGCAUAGAGGAGUGGAGCGAGAUAUGGAAAAGCAACGUAUCCGACGGGAGCGACAGGCCGAUUUCGAGAUGCAAAAGGCCCUCGAAAAGGAAUACCUCAAACUUCAGACCGUUCACAGCACUACCGAUGAUUCGAAUUCAAGUGGAAACAACGCAAAUUCAGGAACAUAA